UUUUCCAGAUAUGCUGAUCCGGAACCAGGUGAAGAAGUUGUUAUUUCCGGAAUCGCUGGUAGAUUUCCAAAAUCCAACAAUUUGUAUGAAUUGAAAGAUAAUAUUUUUAAUCGCAAAGAUUGUAUCACAGAUAACGGAAUAAAUACAGAGCAUUCAGAAAUUCCUCGACGAACGGGGAAAAUUAACAAUAUUGAGAAAUUCGAUGCAUUAUUUUUUGACGUCGAUUUUAAAGAAGCACAUACUAUGGAUCCUAUGGGCAGAAUAUUGUUCGAACAUACUUAUGAAGCUAUUGUAGAUGAUGGAAUUCAUCCAAAAGAUCUUCGUGGAACGAGGACAGGUGUAUUCUUAGGUGCAUGCUUCUCCGAUACAGAGAUAACUUGGAUCUACGACAAACUCUAGGUAAAUGGCUUUGGUAUCAUAAGCUGUAGCAAAGCUUUUAUGGCCAGCAGAAUUUCGCAUUGGUUGGGUGUCACUGGACCAACAUAUAACGUCGAUACCGCGUGCAGCUCAAGUCUAUUUGCGAUGGAACACGCAUAUAGAGCUAUACAUAAAGGACAAUGCGAUUACGCGAUCGUCGCUGGAUUAAAUCUUUGCCUUCAUCCAUUUGUAUCUUUGCAAUUUAAACGUUUAGGAAUAUUGUCUGAGGAUGGUCGUUGCAAGUGUUUCGACGAAGAUGCAGAUGGUUACGUGCGCAGCGAUGCCGUAGUUGUGGCAUUUCUGCAAAAAGGAAAAAAUGCUAAAAGAAUCUAUGCAACAGUUAUUCAUGCGAAAACAAAUUGCGAUGGUUAUAAGGAACAGGGAAUAACAUUUCCUUCUAGCCAAAUUCAGAUUACUCUUUUCAAAGAAUUCUACGAUGAAUGCGGUGUACCAACAGCUUGUAUAAAUUACAUCGAAGCUUAUGGUACAGAAACUACAGUUGGUGAUCCUGAAGAAAUAAAUGCUAUAGAUCAGAUUUUCACAAAAAACAGAAACAAUCCUCUUAAAGUCGGUUCCAUCAAAUCAAAUUUUGGUCAUAUCGAACCAGCCAGUGGAAUGUGCUCCAUUGCUAAGGCGAUAAUAUCGAUGGAAUCAGGCCUAAUACCACCAAAUAUUAAUCUUAAUCAACAACGCAAAGACGUAAAAGCUUUUACAGAAGGGAGAAUCAUGGCUGUUAGCGAAACGUCUCCGCCUGAUGGGGAAUACAUAGCCAUUAACUCUUUUGGCUUUGGUGGUGCUUAUGCUCACGUCUUACUUAAAUCAAAUCCAAAAACAAAGGUCAAUAAUGGAUUGCCAGAUGACGAUUUGCCAAGACUCGUAACUGUUUCUGGACGUACCGAAGAAGCAGUUGUAACCAUAUUAAACGAUAUCGAUAAUCGACCGAUAGAUGUAGAAUUUAUUCGUCUCCUUCAUGAUAUUCAUUUCAAAGAAACAUCAAGUCAUUUAUGUCGAGCAUACACGAUAACUAGUUCUAAAUCGUCUGACGAAAAAUUGAGAGAAAUUGAAAAAUAUUCUGGUAUAAAAAAACCAAUAUUGUUUGUUUUUUCUGGAAUGGGAUCGCACUGGUCUGAUAUAGGUCAAAGUCUAAUGAGAUUCCCUAUAUUUGCUAAAGCUAUAGAGAAAUGCGACGCUGUAUUAAAGCAGUAUAAAUUGAAUAUUUAUAAAAUUUUAACUGAAAAUGAUAACAGCAUGUUCGACAAUAUCUAGCUUUCGAUCGUCGGAAUUGCUGCAGUUCAGAUCGGCUUAGUAGAUCUUCUAACUUCCGUAGGUGUAGUGCCAGAUUACAUCAUCGGACAUUCCAUUGGUGAACUUGGUUGUGCCUACGCAGAUGGAUGUUUUACAGCAGAGGAAAUGAUAUUAGCAGCAUAUUCGCGAGGAAUUGCCUUGAUGGAAACAAAAAUAUCUCAAUGUUCUAUGGCAACGGUAGGGCUUUCCUAUGAAGAUCUGAAAAAUUGCUGUCCUGUUGAUAUCGACAUCGCAUGUCACAAUGGAACUGAAAGUACAACUGUUAGCGGACUGACCGAUUCUGUGAAGAAAUUCGUUAAAAAAUUACAGACAACUGAAGUUAUCGUAGAAGAGAUAGCUAGCAAUAAUAUACCUUAUCAUAGCCGAUAUAUGGCAGCAGUUGGAUCGAAACUUUUUGUAUAUUUAAAAAAAGUGAUACCAGUAACGAAGGCACGAAGUGAAAAAUGGCUCAGUACAUCGGUGCCACGAAACGCGUGGUCGACAUCAGCCGCAAAACUCUCGUCAACUGAGUAUCACACCAAUAACCAGUUGAAACCUGUACUCUUUGCAGAAUCAUUAGCUCUGAUUCCGAACAAUGUUGUCACGAUUGAAAUUGGAUC
Messenger RNA from Vespa mandarinia (Asian giant hornet), 2321 nucleotides. RefSeq names its product fatty acid synthase-like. Lineage: Eukaryota; Metazoa; Arthropoda; Insecta; Hymenoptera; Vespidae. The record is from RefSeq and is a predicted model, not a curated record. Gene Ontology annotation, biological process: fatty acid biosynthetic process. Gene Ontology annotation, molecular function: oxidoreductase activity; fatty acid synthase activity.